AAUUAAUGAAGCGCAUUUUUUUUAAAGGAAAGGCUGCUCCACGCCUCUCCCUGGCGUCCACUUCUUUCAUGACUAUCUUCGCUGUGCCCACAAAGAGAAGCUGGCUUGAUACUGGGCCACAGCCCUUCUGAAUACCUUUUAUCGAGUUGAAAAAAGUGACCUCUGCAAACGUUUAGUCCAGUGGCGUCCCGUAGUAUUCUCCAUUAGCUUCAGGCGUCGAGAGAAAUGCUUUUCUGUCAAUGAGCGCCAUAGUCAUCCUGAGCGGCUAGGCUGUCUGCGUGGUUUCAGUGGUCCAGUUCAAGCAUCUAUCAAAUCAGUAUUUUAUCCUGCUAUGCUCUCCCGGCGGUUUUCCGAAACUCCAUUUCGGCAGCGGUCAGUCGAGGGACUUAUGCUCGCGGUGCUGUUACUGCUAGCAUCAACAUGGCUGGCACAAGCUUCAUCAGCAGUGCAUGCAUCAACGGAUGUUUCAAGCGUCGACAGACUGGAGACCGCGAUGUCAACGUCGACAACUGCUUUUCCGAAGGAUCAGGGUGUGAGUGACUACGCGCAAGUGAUGCGCAACUUGAUGUCCCGAGUUUUCGCCAACAUGCCGACGUCCCUUCGAAGAAAGUUGCUGGAAGCCGACGUCCGCCCGGAGUGCACGGCUGGCCUCUUGCGGACUUUGCGCGGCUUCCAGAACCUCGAACCAUGGGCGCUGAAAUUGUUCGAUGCCACCGGCAAGUACCCCACAGGUCUGUUCGAGGGCACUCGCGCGGAUAUUGGAGCAUUCGACGAGUGCCUCCGCACUGUAGUACGCGACGGCUAUGGGAACAUGCUGUCGCGAGGGCAGUAUUGCAACCUGAUGAUUUAUGUCACGAACGGCUCAGCCGUGGAGGAGGUGGUUCGGUCAUUCUCGGAUGUGUUGCACCCAAGGCUACAAUAUUUCAAGAACUACUUUACCUUCACGAAGCUUCCUCUGGGUCGCCUGGCAGUCUGCUCUCUAGACGACUGCAACCAACAAGACAUGCAAGCCUUGGUGGCCACGGUGACGCCGCCUUUCAUGCACCUCGAAGUGUCUGACUGCGUAACAGGGGAACCAGAACCUUGGAGUAGAAGUGCAAUUGGAAUUUGGGCAUUUUUAGGUGUUCUACUCAUCACCGUCGCAGCUUGUACCUAUGUCGACUGCUUCAUGGACCGAGAGCCGAAGGGCAAGAAAAACCGCAGUGCUCUGUUCGAAUUCGUCACGGCCUUUUCGGCGACGUCCAACACACGCAUGCUGCUCAAGGUGGCUGACAAGAAUAAGCCAGACCACUACGCCUUGCAGUUUCUGCACGGCAUGCGGUUUUACGGCAUCGUCCACAUUGCUCUCGGCCACUGCGGCUCGGUAAUGUCGGACUCGUGGUCUGGGUUGCUGAACUUGUUCCUCCUAUCAGACAGAUGGUCAUUUAUGAUCAUAACUGCUGGAUUCAGCAGCGUCGACACUUUCUUCUUUUUGAGCGGAUUCUUUCUAUGCCUUACUGUCACAAGGCAGAAGAGAAAUGGACCCAUUGUCUUCAUAAUCGGUGUGACCAGACGGCUGAUAAGGACUUGUAUUCCCCUGUUUUUCAUCAUCAUGUGCCUGUACGCGCUUCAUCCCUUCGUCACGGGUCCCAACACGAAGGCAUUCUUCCAAGACCUGCACAACGAGGUGGCCUCUCACUGGUGGUACUUGGUUCUACAGAUCCGAAAUUUCGAUACGAUCAGCGAACGAGAUGUCAUACCGCACACGUGGUACUUGUCAACGGAUUUCCAACUGUUCGUCGUCUCUCUUGUCACACUGCUGAUAUUCAAACGGCGCAGGACACUUACCGUGGGAGCAUUCGCCCUUCUAUCUCUGCUGGGCUGCAUUGCUGGAACGUGCGUCGUUGCAGUCUUUCAGCUGUCGCCGUUUAUGAUCUUCCCAGGGUCGAAUGCGGACGUCAUGCUGCGAACUCUCGACGACUACUACAUUCGGCCCUACUAUCACGCCGUGUGCUACUUCGGCGGCUGCAUGACGUACCUCGUCAUAGACGACUUCAAGGAAAGGAAAAUAUCUAAGCGGUGGCAACAGGCUGGCUGGUACGGGUCCGUGGCCUGCUGUCUGUUCUGCGUAUUUGUGAAGUUUGCCUGGUACAGAAGCCCCGAUCCCGUGUCCACGGGCGUGACACUCCUUGCGGCAUUCUUGGACCGCAUCCUCUGGACGCUCUUCCUAGCGUGGAUCACGCUCGCCUGCUCCACGGGACGGGGCGGAGCUCUUUCGAAGCUGCUCUCCUGGAACGCUUACGUGCCGCUGAGCAAGCUCUCCUUCGGCGUCUACCUCAUCCACGUACCUUUCCUCCACCUCAUGUUUCACGCGUCCAGGGAACGAAGGUUCUGGUCAGUCUUCAAUCAGCUCACGUUGCUGUUUCUGCUGCUCGUCUGGAGCUUCUUGCUCUCCUAUUUAUCUUUUCUUGUUUGCGAAGCACCGACGGCUGCUCUCGACAAGUUGUUAUUCUCCAGGAUAAUUGGAGGAGGAGGACGAAGAGGAGGAGAGAACUCGCGAAAGACACAACCUGAAAACAACCAAGGUGGUAGCGACGUGAAAGCACCGGAGAAUGCAGAAGACAAUGUCUUCUCUCGCUGCUAAGCGGACAAGUCGGAGACGUGACGUCAGGUUCUCCAAUCACUGCGAGCCUCUAUUCCUGCUCGGAAUAUUGUGAACUGGCAAGCACGUGAUGUCGUAAACGGAAGCAAGCGAAACGGUGAACAUAUUCCUCGUCAUCAGCCAUUUAUUACCGCUAUUGAGCAGGUGACUUUGGCGCAAACACUGCUGAGGCCGAGGUUACGGGUCGUACUGCCACCUUGUUGUGAGGCGAUGGUAGAUAGCCAAGGUGUCUAGGCUGUGUUGUUUUUUUUUGUUUUUUUUUUCAGAAAAGGAGGAGGAGUUGGCUGUGCUUCUGUUGCUUAGGUAAUACAAAGUACGUGCCUUGGUAGUGUUCACUGAAACUGUUGCUGGAAAUCAGGCAACAAAGUGAAUAAUCAUGCAUGAUUUUGCCGACGUAGUGAACUAUAUUUUUGCCAGUAUCUUUUUAUUUAUCAGCGGUAGAACACAGUGCUGGUUUGUGUGACAAUG
Molecule: messenger RNA, 3109 nt
Organism: Dermacentor silvarum
Lineage: Eukaryota; Metazoa; Arthropoda; Arachnida; Ixodida; Ixodidae
Product: nose resistant to fluoxetine protein 6
Exons: 15
Coding region: 332-2623 (763 amino acids)
Molecular function (GO): acyltransferase activity, transferring groups other than amino-acyl groups
Source: RefSeq, a predicted model, not a curated record